CCGAGGCUAGGCGGGGUCCAUGGCUGUGUCGGGAGGCAAGGAGGGGGUGUCCCGGCCGGGCCCGGUCCGCCUGGAGCCCGGGGUCCGGCGGUCGCGGGAGUGGGCAGACCCCGAGCGGCUCCGCCUUCCCGGUCAAGGCCCGGCCCCCGCGCGCGCGCGCCCCGCCUCCUCUCCCGCAACCCCCACCCCCCGCCCCGGCUCCUCAACACAAACUUUCCGUCCCGCUCGCUCCCUCCUCCGCGCCCGGCGCCUCCCGCUCCAGCCCGGCUCAUUCCGCACAUUCCGGCCAGCCCCCUCCCCACGACCCCCCUUCCCCGGCCCCCCUCUCUCAGUCCCUCUCGGGCCCGGCGGAGCGGCCCGGCCGGAGCGCCCCCCCGAGCUCGGACCAGGCUCAGGCAGCCCAGUGGGCUCAGGCCCAGAGCCCGAAGCAACCAGCACAAUAGCGUCCAACAGCUGGAACGCCAGCAGCAGCCCCGGCGAGGCCCGGGAGGAUGGGCCCGAGGGCCUGGACAAGGGCCUGGACAACGAUGCCGAGGGCGUGUGGAGCCCGGACAUCGAGCAGAGCUUCCAGGAGGCCCUGGCCAUCUACCCGCCCUGCGGCCGCCGCAAGAUCAUCCUGUCGGACGAGGGCAAGAUGUAUGGUCGAAAUGAGCUGAUCGCACGCUACAUCAAACUGAGGACAGGGAAGACUCGGACGAGAAAGCAGGUGUCCAGCCACAUACAGGUUCUAGCUCGGAAGAAGGUGCGCGAAUACCAGGUUGGCAUCAAGGUCUCUAGCCACCUGCAGGUUCUAGCCAGGCGGAAAUCUCGAGAGAUUCAGUCCAAGCUGAAGGCCAUGAACCUGGACCAGGUCUCCAAGGACAAAGCCCUCCAGAGCAUGGCGUCCAUGUCCUCUGCCCAGAUUGUCUCCGCCAGUGUCCUGCAGAACAAGUUCAGCCCCCCCUCCCCUCUGCCCCAGGCCGUCUUCUCCACUUCCUCACGGUUCUGGAGCAGCCCCCCUCUCCUGGGACAGCAGCCUGGACCCUCUCAGGACAUCAAGCCCUUUGCACAGCCAGCCUACCCCAUCCAGCCACCCCUGCCGCCAACACUCAGCAGCUACGAGCCCCUGGCCCCACUGCCCCCAGCCGCUGCCUCUGUGCCCGUGUGGCAGGACCGCACCAUCGCCUCCUCCCGGCUGCGGCUCCUCGAAUACUCGGCCUUCAUGGAGGUGCAGCAAGACCCUGACACGUACAGCAAACACCUGUUUGUGCACAUCGGCCAGACCAACCCCGCCUUCUCAGACCCGCCCCUGGAGGCCGUGGAUGUGCGACAGAUUUAUGACAAGUUCCCCGAGAAGAAGGGAGGCCUGAAGGAGCUCUAUGAAAAAGGGCCCCCCAAUGCCUUCUUCCUCGUCAAAUUCUGGGCCGACCUCAACAGCACCAUCCAGGAAGGCCCUGGCGCCUUUUACGGGGUCAGCUCCCAGUACAGCUCUGCUGACAGCAUGACCAUCAGCGUCUCCACCAAGGUGUGCUCCUUCGGCAAGCAGGUGGUGGAGAAGGUGGAGACCGAGUACGCCAGACUGGAGAACGGGCGCUUCGUGUACCGCAUCCACCGGUCGCCCAUGUGCGAGUACAUGAUCAACUUCAUCCACAAGCUCAAGCACCUGCCAGAGAAGUAUAUGAUGAACAGCGUCCUGGAGAACUUCACCAUCCUGCAGGUGGUCACAAGCCGGGACUCCCAGGAGACCCUGCUGGUCAUUGCUUUUGUCUUCGAAGUCUCCACCAGCGAGCACGGGGCCCAGCACCACGUCUACAAGCUUGUUAAAGACUAGGGUUCCCUCAGGGCCCAUCACAAGGAUGCAGGACUGGCACCCCUGGGGGGUCCAGGAUCGAGGAUUCAUCCAUCCACCCAUGGAGCCUCAGGCCCAGGAUGCAGGCGACCUCCCCACCCAAGCCCAGCACACACACUCCCUGCCACUGUUCUGCGCUUUAAAGUGGAAGAGGAGGGAGGCUCUGCCAUGGGCAGCAGGCCCACUCCCACACAGCUCUGCUCAACCUCAAAUGACUACAGAGGGCUGGGGAUGAAGGACCCCUUCUGGGCUCCUGCAGGAUUGACUAUUGGCCACCCUAGGAGUGUGCAGUGGGAAGGAGUGGCAAGGUGGGUUCAGGAUGAGGGGGCCCCCCCUUUCCUGUCCCCCUCAGGGUGCUGUCCUCAGAACCUGCAGCAAGCUGGGCCCAUUAAGGCCCCAGGGAGAGCGACAGAGCCCUGGCUUACACUACCUCCCUGUGGCAGGGUGUGGUGCCUCACCGAGGGCCUGGAGAGCACCUCUGUGUGGUAGAG
Molecule: messenger RNA, 2319 nt
Organism: Ochotona princeps (American pika)
Lineage: Eukaryota; Metazoa; Chordata; Mammalia; Lagomorpha; Ochotonidae
Gene: TEAD3
Product: TEA domain transcription factor 3
Exons: 14
Coding region: 20-1810 (596 amino acids)
Biological process (GO): hippo signaling; embryonic organ development; positive regulation of transcription by RNA polymerase II
Cellular component (GO): transcription regulator complex
Molecular function (GO): DNA-binding transcription factor activity, RNA polymerase II-specific; RNA polymerase II cis-regulatory region sequence-specific DNA binding
Source: RefSeq, a predicted model, not a curated record